UGAAAGUUAAGUCUGUCAGAGUGUCAUUCUCAUUGCAGUCCAGACAAGUCUCUGUUUCUCUCGGAAAGAAAGUUCAAACUGACUUCAUCAGGUCUUUGUCAACAACACAGCAGAGUCUCUGCCAAACACUGAUAUGGCUGCUGCAAACUAUCUGCCUUCUGAAGAUCAGUUCCUGUGCUCCAUCUGUCUGGAUGUGUUCACUGACCCUGUCAGCACACCGUGUGGACACAACUUCUGCAAAACCUGCAUCAACACACACUGGAACAAAAAUGACCAGUGCCUGUGUCCAAUGUGUAAGAAAGUUUUCAACACGAGACCUGAACUGCACGUUAACACUUUCAUCACUGAGAUGGUUGUUCAGUUCAGACAGACAGGUCAACAGAAAGCUGCCAGCAGCAGAUCAGAGCAACAAGUGUCCAAACCAGGAGAAGUUCCCUGUGACGUCUGCACUGGAACCAAAUUGAAGGCCCUGAAGUCCUGCCUGGUGUGUCUGGUCUCCUAUUGUGAGACUCACCUGGAGCCUCAUCUGACAGUGUCAGGCCUGAAAAGACAUCAGCUGAUCGACGCUGUGGAGAACCUGGAAGGCAGGAUGUGUACAAAGCACGAUAAACCUCUGGAGCUGUUCUGUAAGACCGACCAGACGUGUGUCUGCAUGCUCUGCACUGUUUCAGACCACAAGAUGCAUGAUGUUGUUCCUCUGAAAGAAGGAUAUGAAGGAAAGAAGAUCGAGCUGGAGGCUGAAAUUCAGCAGAUGAUCCAAAAGAGAGAGCUGAAGAUUCAGGAUAUCAAACACUCAGUCAACCUCAGUGAGAAAGAUGCAGACAGAGAGAUAUCAGAAGGAGUUCAGGUCUUCACUGCUCUGAAGGAGUCUGUUGAGAGAGGCCAAGCCAAUCUCAUCGAAAUGAUCAAAGUGAAGCAAAAAACUGAAAAACAGGCUGAAGGCCUCAUCAACAAGCUGGAACAGGAAAUCUGUGAGCUGAAGAAGAGAAGCACUGAGGUGGUGCAGCUCUUACGCUCUGAAGACCACCUCCAUCUCCUCCAGAGUGUCCAGUCCCUAAACACCCACCACCCAACACCCACCAAGGACUGGACAGAGGUCAGCAUCCGUCCAUCAUCAUAUGAGGGGACUGUGGUGAGAGCUGUGGCUCAGCUGGAGGAGACACUCAGUAAACAGAUGAAGAAGCUGCUUGAAGCUGAGCUGAAGAGGGUCCAGCAGUUUGCAAUGGAUGUGACUCUUGAUCCUGAUACAGCACAUCCUAAACUGAUCCUGUCUGAUGAUGGGAAAAAAGUGAAAUGUGGUGAUGUGAUGAAGAAUCUCACAGACAAUCCAAAGAGAUUUUCUGAUUGUAGUUUUAUUUCAGCAAAGCAGUUUAUAUCCUCAGGAAAAUUUUAUUUUGAGGUUCAAGUUAGAGGAAAGUCUUGCUGGAUUUUAGGAGUGGCCAGAGAGUCGAUCAACAGGAAGGGAGACAUCACACUGAGCCCUCAGAAUGGUUUCUGGGCUAUGUGUUUGUUAAAUGGAAAUGAAUACAAAGCGACUGCUUCCCCUGCAGUCCUUCUCUCUCUGAAGCCUCGGCCUCAGAAGGUGGGGGUGUUUGUGGAUUAUGAGGAGGGUCUGGUCUCCUUUUAUGACAUAAAUACUGCAGCUCUGAUCUACUCCUUUACUGGCUGCUUCUUCAAUGAGAAACUUUUCCCAUUCUUCUGCCCUGGUAUUAAUUAUGAUCGUAAAAACUCUGGACCUCUGAUCAUCUGUCCUGUCAGUCAAAUGGUCUGAUCUUUUAUUGUCAGCAAUUAAUUGAGCAGUUGAGUGUUGCCAACAAUACACAUACUCACUGUGUAAAUAUAAAUAAGACAAUGUUUUCAUACUGCAACACUGACAUUGCAGCUACUAAAGGGUUAUAGACAUAAAAGAAACCAGCUGAUCAACUCUUAUAUGGUAAGAAAUGUACAUAUUUAGUGGUAAUACUUCUUAAAGAGAAAAUAUGUUUCUAUAAUGGUAUAUGUUAUGCUUACUGCUGUAGAUAAUUCAGAUUUCAUUUAUCAUGUAAAUAAUCGGGAUGUGCAUGGAAUUAGUACAUAAUUUCAGUUUGUCUUUAAAUUUUUCUUGGCUGCGGGUUUAAUCUCAUAAUAAAAUGUCAAAUUUUAUUAUGGUAACACACAUUUUGAUUAUUUUAUUUUUUAAAAAGCCACAAAAACAUUUUACAACCUUCACAAAAAAAUAUAAUAUAGAUAUUUUUUUUAGUUAAUGAUCGCGAAUUUCAACAAAAGUAAAACUGGCAUAAUGUCUGUAUUUAAUGUUUCAUCUUCACAUAACGCUGAUACACAAUGUAUAAUUAAAUUCCAUAUCAAUUCAAAAUUAAAAAAUAACCUUUUGAUUUUAAUAUCAAGAAACUUAAAAAAAAAAAAAAAAAAAAAGAUAUCCCAGGAACGUCUUGAAAUUUCUUAAAAUUCCAAAUGUCUCGUUGGAAUCAAGGAUGAACCAAUUCGAUUUUGAAGGUCAAAGUUCAAAGUCACUGUGAGCUCACAAAAAUACAUUUUCAGCCAACACAAGAAUUCCUACUCAAAUGAUCACACAGAAAUCUAAUAGGAUGAAAUGGCAUGACAUCUGAUAUCCAAAGGUCAGUCUGUAAUUCUAGUUAAUUCUGUCGUAAUUUUAUUUUUGAUGUUUAUAUGAAUCACUUUAGAUGGCUGUUCGUUCUGUGUUUGAGUAACAUUCACCGAAUUACAUUGUUUUGAAAGGUUUAAGUCUGUGACAGGUUGUUUUCAAAUAACUCACAUUGUCAUCCGCCUCAUUUGUAAAAGCCAGAAAAUGUUUGUGUCAGCGAGUAAAACAGAUGAUGUAAAACAUAUUUUGUGAUGACUUUGCUGUGCUAUAAAAUCCUGUGCAGAAGAAAAAGCUGUUUCUGGAAGUGUUUUAUUUUGAAACUAGAGUCCUGUCCUCAAAGUCACGGAGAUUUUCACAAGUUUUGUGUGUUUUCCUCCUGUGGCCAGAAAAAACUGUCAAAAGUCUGACGGUAAAAGGUGCCAAAUACCUCCUAUCAUAUUAAAGACAAAAAAGAAACUCAUUAUUCUAAAAACAUAUUUUUUAAACUACAGAUAUUUACCGUAUAUUGUCCAUAUUUUGAAAGAAAUUAUCAGUAAAAAAUGUA
Messenger RNA from Centropristis striata (black sea bass), 3146 nucleotides. Its product is annotated as E3 ubiquitin-protein ligase TRIM39-like. The record is from RefSeq and is a predicted model, not a curated record. NCBI's taxonomy places the organism in Eukaryota, Metazoa, Chordata, Actinopteri, Perciformes, Serranidae. The transcript has 2 exons. Gene Ontology annotation, molecular function: protein binding; zinc ion binding. The coding region runs from base 134 to 1771 and encodes 545 amino acids.